Rangifer tarandus platyrhynchus (Svalbard reindeer) is the source of this 2304-nucleotide messenger RNA. Lineage: Eukaryota; Metazoa; Chordata; Mammalia; Artiodactyla; Cervidae. The record is from the annotation of a GenBank genome assembly.
AUGGCCCCGCGCAAGAAUGCCAAGGGCGGCGGCGGCAACAGCAGCAGCAGCAGCUCUGGUAGUCCGACCGGCUGCACCAGCGGCGGCAGCAGCAGCCCCGGGGCCCGGAGAGAGACAAAGCAGGGAGGACUCAAGAACGGGAGGAAAGGAGGACUUUCUGGAAGUUCAUUUUUUACAUGGUUUAUGGUCAUCGCGUUGCUCGGAGUUUGGACAUCAGUAGCUGUGGUCUGGUUUGAUCUUGUUGAUUAUGAAGAAGUGUUAGCCAAAGCAAAGGACUUCCGUUAUAACUUGUCAGAGGUACUUCAAGGAAAACUUGGAAUCUAUGAUGCUGAUGGUGAUGGAGAUUUUGAUGUGGACGAUGCCAAAGUUUUAUUAGGCCUUAAAGAAAAACCUGCUCCAAAGCCAACAGUGCCGCCAGAAGAGACAGACAUGUACCCUUGGCUGGAAGAUCAGGUUCUGGAGAGCACAGGACCUCAGAAUAUUGAAGAUGAAGUACACGAACAGGUUCAGUCACUUGAUGAAACAGUAUACUCAGAACAUGGAGAGAACCUGCACCAAGAACCGGAAGGCCCAGCAGAAGAACUGCAACCCGAAGACCAUGUCUUUGUAGGAAGUGAUGCAGAUAACAGACACGAACCCAUGGGAACUGGAGCCGUUCAUGAAGAAACUGAAGAUAGCUACCAUAUAGAAGAGACAGCUUCUCCAGCCUACAGUCAAGAUGUGGAAGACAUGAUAUAUGAGCAGGAAAAUCCAGAUUCCAGUGAACCAGUAGUAGUAGAUGAUGCUGAAAGAACGUACCAAGAAACAGAUGAUGUCACCUACCGAGACUAUGAUGAACAAGUGUAUGAGCCGUUGCAGAAUGAAGGGACAGAAAGUUCAGAUAAUGCUGUAGACAAUUCAAACACAAUUUUAGAAGAACUGCACAUGCCUCCUGCAGAGGAACAGCAAGAAGUACCACCAGAAACAAAUAAGAAAGCAGAUGAGCCAGAAAAAAAAGGAAAAGUGAAGAAAAAGAAGCCUAAACUAUUAAAUAAAUUUGAUAAGACUAUUAAAGCUGAGCUUGAUGCUGCAGAAAAACUCCGUAAAAGGGGAAAAAUUGAGGAAGCAGUGAAUGCAUUUGAAGAACUGGUUCGCAAGUACCCUCAGAGUCCAGUUUCUCGGUAUGGGAAAGCACAGUGUGAAGACGAUUUGGCUGAGAAGAGAAGGAGCAAUGAGAUCCUGCGCAGGGCCAUUGAGACCUACCAGGAGGCGGCCAGCCUGCCUGAUGCCCCCACAGACCUGGUGAAGCUGAGCCUGAAGCGGAGGUCAGACAGACAGCAGUUUCUAGGUCACAUGAGAGGAUCCUUGCUUACUCUUCAGAAAUUAGUUCAACUAUUUCCUGAUGAUACUUCCUUAAAGAAUGACCUUGGAGUUGGAUACCUCUUGAUAGGAGACAAUGACAGUGCCAAGAAGGUCUAUGAAGAGGUUCUGAGCGUGACACCUAAUGACGGUUUUGCUAAAGUGCAUUAUGGCUUUAUCCUGAAGGCACAGAACAAGAUUGCUGAGAGCAUCCCCUAUCUAAAGGAAGGAAUAGAAUCUGGGGAUCCUGGUACUGAUGAUGGGAGAUUUUAUUUUCACCUGGGGGAUGCCAUGCAGAGAGUUGGAAACAAAGAGGCAUAUAGGUGGUACGAGCUGGGGCACCAGCGGGGCCACUUUGCCUCCGUGUGGCAGCGCUCUCUGUACAAUGUUCAGGGGCUGAAGGCCCAGCCGUGGUGGACCCCCAGGGAGACAGGCUACACCGAGCUAGUGAAGUCCUUAGAAAGAAACUGGAAGUUAAUCCGAGAUGAAGGCCUUGCAGCGAUGGAUAAAACCCAGGGCCUCUUCCUGCCUGAAGAUGAGAACCUGAGGGAGAAGGGUGACUGGAGUCAAUUUACACUGUGGCAGCAAGGAAGAAAAAAUGAAAAUGCCUGUAAAGGAGCUCCUAAGACCUGUUCUUUACUAGAUAAGUUCCCUGAGACAACAGGAUGCCGAAGAGGACAGAUCAAAUAUUCCAUUAUGCACCCGGGAACCCACGUGUGGCCACACACAGGACCCACGAACUGUAGGCUCCGAAUGCACCUGGGCUUGGUGAUUCCCAAGGAAGGCUGCAAAAUCCGAUGUGCCAACGAGACCAGGACGUGGGAAGAAGGCAAGGUGCUCAUCUUCGAUGACUCCUUUGAACACGAGGUGUGGCAGGAUGCUACGUCUUUCCGGCUCAUCUUCAUUGUGGAUGUGUGGCACCCCGAGCUGACACCCCAUCAGAGACGCAGCCUUCCUGCCAUUUAG